ACACCUGAUCGACUAGACUUCCUGGUUAAGAUCCCACGCAUGCUUUGCUCUCUUUACACGUUUUCUUCUCGUUUCAGAAUUAUCUCAUGAUGGCGAAGGACAAGUCUUUGAAAUCAAAGUCUAAAAAGAACAAGUUGACCUCAAAUGACAUUCGGGAUGUUGCAGAAGAACAAGUGGAGACCAAAAUAAAAAAGAAAAGGAAACAUGUGGAAGCUGAGGAGGCUCUGGUACAGAUUCAUCCAGUUACAAACUCUCCAAAUGAUAUAAAGUGCAAAAAGGACAAGAAGUGCAAAAAGAAAAAGAUGAGUCAAGAAACCCACACAAAGCAAACUGAGAAUCCAGAUCCAUCCAGCUGUUCUGAGGAGAUGCAUGAGAAAGAGGGACGAGGGGACAACGAGCAGGACCUGAGCCCCGAAGAGUUGCGGGUCCUGGAGAGGAAGCUGAAGAAGAUUCGGAAAAAAGAGGAGAAGAAGAGGCUUCGAGAAGAAGGACUGACUCUUCCAAAAAAACAGGCCGUUGGACCAAGUGCAUCAGAACAGGCCUUGGAUUAUCUCACAUGCUGGGCUGAAAAUCGUUCAGCGUGGAAGUUCCAGAAGACCAGGCAGACGUGGCUACUGCAGCACAUGUUCGACUCCGAAAAGGUUUCAGACGAUAAGUUCUCGGUGAUGCUUCAGUAUCUGGAGGGACUUUGUGGACAAGCGAAGGACACGACGGUGCAGAAAGCUGUAUCUGUGGUGGAAGACUCGGGACAAGCGACGGAGGACACAGAAGUCCAGCAGAGGGCGCAAAGAGCCAGAGAAGUCAUCCAGCUCCUGUCCUGACCCCACAGCACCUAAAGGACUAAAUCAGUCAAACAGAAUAA
This is a messenger RNA of Nematolebias whitei (Rio pearlfish), 862 nucleotides long. RefSeq lists its product as uncharacterized. The transcript has 6 exons. NCBI's taxonomy places the organism in Eukaryota, Metazoa, Chordata, Actinopteri, Cyprinodontiformes, Rivulidae. The coding region runs from base 87 to 821 and encodes 244 amino acids. The record is from RefSeq and is a predicted model, not a curated record.